This is a messenger RNA of Schistosoma spindalis, 1221 nucleotides long. The record is from the annotation of a GenBank genome assembly. Lineage: Eukaryota; Metazoa; Platyhelminthes; Trematoda; Strigeidida; Schistosomatidae.
CAAAAACCGAAGUCAAACAACGUCACUUUAAGAUUUAUCUGCUUUCAAACCUUAUUAUCACCUAGUUAUUUAAUCCCAAAGUUACGAACCAAAGCUCUGGCUGAACAUUUGUUUAUUGUAACAUUGAAUGAUAAAAUUAGUUAAAAUGAACCGAAAUUCUGCGUCGUCAUAUGCUGUGUAAUAAAACGCUUUUAAAAUGAGACAUGAUGUUAUUGGUGUGUUGAGAAAUCCAUUGUUUGCGUAUUACAAUAUAUUUGACCCUGAAAAUAUAGCACAGUUUGCGGCUAUUGCUCCAGCUCCAUCCAAAGAUUUUUACCAUCUAUUAAUAACAUCAACUAAAUUCAAAUUGAGAUGGUGGAAGAUUACAUCAAGGAAUGAUGGGGCAAAGUUUCAUCCAGGUGAAAGUAUAGCGAAUUAUGAGGAAUUUGAACAAGACGAUCGUAUGCAUAAUGAAAUACUCAGAGUUAUGGGCCAUAAGACACUGGACUACUGUCUGAACAUAUGUGCUGGGAAGCUGGAUUAUUUAGUCAGAAUACCGAACGAAAUUUUAGUAAAAAUAAUUUUUUAUCUAAAUCUGGAAGAUGUGAUUAAUUUAGGGACUACAUCAAGACACUUGAAUGAGAUAUGUAAUAGUGAUUCAUUAUGGCGUGAAGUCUAUGUUAACACAACAUUAAGUCAGCCAAGUAGACCUGUUGAAGAGUUAGCAAAACUAUUCGGAUGGAAAAAGCUUCUAUUCACAAGCAAAUUACACCUUCAGAUGCAGUUACGUCGUUUAACCUUGGAAGAAAGUGACGGCAAUGAAAACAUACGAACGAAUGUUUCUCAUGAUCCUGGAUUGUAUUUAGAUGAAUUGAAAUAUGAUGAGCAUAAACCUGUGCACGACAACAUUCACUGAAUAGAAAACUGUAUGUUAGUUGAAAAAAUAUAUGUAAUAUAAACACAAACAUCUGGUUAAAUUGCUUCAUAUAUAAAUACAGUUCAAAAGAAGACUAUUAUUAAAAGUAUUUUGCUAGCAAGCACUUGUUUAUUAGUAUUCAGUAUGCUGUCAUAGUUACGCGAUAUUUGAAAAAAACUGAAAAUAAUUUAUAACACUAGGAGGGAAGUAUAGUGGUAGAGAUUGGGCAUGUAAUAAUGUAUACAUUUUGUCCAAAAAGUUGUAGAAAGUAACAGUUGACAGAACCAACCUUGUAUCUCUAAUACUUCUUAAAGAUGGUGUUAACA